AUGCACUUCACAUUACCAGGUUUCAUGUCGUCUCCAGCAAGAAAGGGCGAUAGUCAACGUCCUCGUACAUUGCAACUCUCCAAGUCAUUUUACCAGGAACCAUCAUCUAGUCCCGAUCGCUCAUCGCGACCUCUCAGGGCAAAUACUAUACAGAACGGCACUAUUCCAUCUGUAUCAAUGUCGGACAAAACAACGUUGAGCGAAAAUAGGAGACCUGGGACACAAUCGGAUAUCUUCGAGAAAAGCUCCGAGGAUGAUGAAGAAAAUGGAGGAACGACUGGAGUGUCUGGAAAGUUGCCUGCAGACUUUGAUGAACUUCCUAUAGAGCUUGUGAGCUUGGCAGAUAGUUUCAUUGAUUCUUUAUCGGCGAAGAUCCAUCCUACUCCCCCUUCAAUCGACAAGUUAUCCGGUCUUUUCCAGGAUUUCUAUGCUGUUGCUGCUAAUCAUAUAAACACUCAUAUCUCCGCCUUAUCCUCCAGACAACAUCGCUCAAGCUCUCCGGCCCCGUCAGCCUCAUCAUUAUCUUCAACAGCAAGCAAGAUUAGAGCGAAAGCUGCUUCUAUGAACAAGGAACGUCCCAAAGUAAUAGAAAGAAAGUCAUCUGAGCAGCAGAUGUUAACUAGCGAGGAAAUCAAUGAGCGAAAACGUGCUAGGAAAGCGCUUGAGCAUAAGCGAGUAGCCUUAGAAGAAGCAAUCGAGAGGAGAGUUUGUGAAGGGAUAUAUGAUAGGAUAUGGCGACACAGAAGUUCGCAAGAUGAAGCUCAAGACGAGAAACUUCGAUCAAAAACUGCCGCUUUGUCAGUGGUUGGAAUUGGAUUGGUAGAUUUGGGAGUCGAUUUGGGUAUUGAAUCAAGUGAGGAGCCAGAUGCUGCAGAAAAGCGAGAACUAGAGGUUCGAGAGUGGUUAGAAGGUGCUAGAGGAGAGUUGAUUGCGAUGAAUGACGAAAAGUAUCCUCUUGGGAAACUCAACCAUUUAAAAGCCGCCCACAAAUGUAUCGUUGAUACCUUAUCUCACUUUCAUCCGUCGUCAUCAGCGGACGAGAUUAUGCCUAUGCUUAUUUUUACUCUGAUAACAUCUCGACCAGAAGGCAUUGAUGUUAUAAGCAAUCUUUACUUCAUACAACGAUUCAGAUGCGAAACCAAAAUUGAUGGGGAAGCUGCUUAUUGUCUAACAAAUUUAGAAGCUGCAAUUUCAUUCCUUGAAACCGUAGAUCUUGCAAGUUUGAGGGCAGACGAAAUUCCCUCAGGGCCACUCAAAAUCAGUAGUCGACCGGGCACACCCAAAAUAGAAAAGCCCGAUCCUUUGACAGUUAGUAUUACACCUACAGCUCUAUCGGCUCCAGCGACCUCUUCGGCAAACCCAAGUCCCUCAGUGUCUAAACCUACGCCCUCAUCUUUGUCCUCCUUCCGGCCCACUGUUCAACAGGCAGAUCGAAGGCUCAGUGAUAUUUUUCAGUCACCGGCUGCUUUAGGAGCAGCUGGAGAUGCAUUUUUAGACUCUGCUGAUCAAGGAUUUAAGAGUAUUGGUAAUAGCUUGGGAGAUAGUUAUAAAUUCUUGCUUGGGAAGCUAAAAGAGCGUGACUCCACAGGUCAGGCUCAAGAAAUUUCAAUACCAAAAACCCUGGAUGAUGCUCGAAAACUAAUCAGCACACCUCCACCAGAAGAUGAAGGGUCUGUGAGUGGAGGAAGUACUCCUGAAAGCCCUAGCGUCAAGGAACAGAAGAAUGUGCCUAGCACAGAGUCAAAGCCUGAAGGACGUAGUCGAAGUGAUUCAUCUCAAAGACUCGAUGAUAGAGUCUUGAGCUUCAUUGGUGGUCGCAAAAUUACUCGAGAAAGAAGCACGGAUAGCAAUCGAAGUGGUGGUAGCUCUAGCAAAAGAGUCUCAUUUCUUCAGGAUGAAAACGGAGAGAAAGGCACACCAUCUCCACAAGCUCCAGCCAGCAAUCAGGCCAUUGUUGAAUCGAUGCGAAAUCUUGGUAACUCACUCAAUCCAAUGAACAGGAUUGCUGGUAUGGGUAUGAUGCGUGGAUUUGGACGUGUAACAACUCCUACGACACCUACCCCGACUAAAUCAACAGCACAAGACGGAGGGGUUGCAGAUUUGACUACUACAUUCCCUGAUUUGGUGCCUUCUCUACCAGCGAAAGAGGUACCAAAAAUUGCUCCACCAAAUAAGCGAUUUAUGGAACUUCAGAAUCCAGGAGAUCUAAAAAUUAGCGAGGUAAUGGAGUUAUUAAGAGAUUAUAGAAGGCUAGCGGGAGCUUUGAAAGAUCUUGGGGCUGUUUAG
Sclerotinia sclerotiorum 1980 UF-70 is the source of this 2286-nucleotide messenger RNA. RefSeq lists its product as hypothetical. Gene Ontology annotation, cellular component: cytosol; endocytic vesicle. Bases 1 to 2286 code for a protein of 761 amino acids. Gene Ontology annotation, molecular function: guanyl-nucleotide exchange factor activity; small GTPase binding. Lineage: Eukaryota; Fungi; Ascomycota; Leotiomycetes; Helotiales; Sclerotiniaceae. Gene Ontology annotation, biological process: vesicle-mediated transport. The transcript has 3 exons. The record is from RefSeq and is a predicted model, not a curated record.